CGCGCGCUUCCUGCGCGUGUCCGAGCCACGCAGGGCGCGCCCGGCCCGUGCCGUAUUCGGACGAACGCGACCGCCGUCCAGGUCAGCGGGGCCCACGCAGGUCAGCAGGCACCCAGGCCCCCGCCGACUUCGACCACAGCCUCCGGUAGGAACCCCCCGCCCGCUCGCCCGAGGUGUGAUUAGCUCGGCGAGCGUCUAAAUCGAUCCCUGAGCAUGCCAGAGGAGGAAGACGACGACGAAAAAAAAGGAAAGGACAAGAAGGGAGGCAAGGACGAUAAGAAAGACGACAAGAAGGACAAGAAAGGGGGCAAGGACGACAAGAAAGACAAAGACAAGGGAGGCAAGGACAAGGGAGGAAAAGAGAAGAGCCCCAAGAGCCCUAAGACCCCCAAGAGUGCGGGCAAGGGAUCUGCGAAGGGAUCGGUGAAGGGCUCUCCCAAGUCCGACAAGUGCGUCGAAGAGUCUUCGGACAAGAAGACCGAGAAAUCUGAAAGGUCCGACAAAUCCGAGAAAAGCGAGCGCGCCGAGAGACCAGACAGGCCGAGAGAAAAACACCAGAGGCCGGCGCUGGGCCCGUACAAGGCGCCGCCCCCGUCGGAAACCAUGCUUCGGGCAAUGGCCGAGCCGGGACCGGUGUACGCCGAACGGUUCUACAACGACGAGUACGAAGACGAACAGCAGGGCCGAAACUACGUCGAGGUGCAGAUGUACCAAAGGCGAUCCGGCACCAACAUCAGCGAGGCCGAAGGAGGAGGGCACUGCAUGGGCGGCGGAGCCCGCGGCCAGACCUUCUACGUGGACGUUCCACCUCCGCGGCCGCCGAGGCCGCCCGCGUUCGACGAGUACUACGUGGACGAGCAGCCGCCGCCGCCGCCUCCCAGACGCGAGCGAUCCGAGCGACUGGAGCGACGACCAAGCAUGACUCAACAGUCCGUCUUCUACGACGAAAGCGGCGGCACCCUGCUACGCCAGCGCCAGGACGCCUACUUCGACUACCCGGAGCCCGUCGGCCCGGCGGGGUCCGUGCCGCGGCUGGAACCGCCGCCGCAGUCGCGGCGUCCCAUCGUGCUUCCGCCCACGACCGUGGUGGUCAACCUGAGCGAGUCCGGCGCCCCUCCCCCUCCGGCCGUCGGACCGCCGGCGCAACCCGGGGGUUACGAGAGGCAGCUGGCCACGGGGGCCUCCAUGAGGUCCCGCGAGGAGUUCCGCAACCAGCAGUCCGACAUGCGCGUCCGCAACGCGCCCAUGUCGACGCAGCUGACGCAGCAGCUGCGCGACAUCGCCAUGCAGUACCAGAGGCCCUUCGACGAAAACGUGGUCUCCUCCACCGAGCGCGUCAUCUACGAGGUCAUCCGCAAGAUGGAGUCCACGUCUUCGGAGACCAGCGAGGAGCGCCCACCGGGAACGAUAGUGCGGAACCAGGCCGCCGGGGGUAUGUCGCCGAUGUCGCCUCCGCAGCGCCCAGCCAUGUCGCCGCCGCAGCGCCCAGCCGCGUCACCGCCGGGCAUGAUGUCCCCGGGUAUGAUACGCGGCCCGCCGAUGGGCAUGAUUCGCUCGCCCAUUUCGGCGGGACCAAGCCGCGGGUACCUGGUGCGGACGCCCUCGGGCCCACUGCGCAUGGCCACUCCCGGAACGCCCGGCAUGUACACGCCGCGGUGGACCUCCUCCUAUUGGGGCACGCCACGAACACCACGAACACCGCGAACACCGGGCGGCAGGUCCAGGAGGCGCAACGAUGGCAUGACCCUGUUCCCUGAGCGUUCCCUCAUCAUGCUCCUCGUCUUCCUGUUUCUGUUCGUCCUCGUUGUCGUCAUACUGGCCAUCUCGGGCAUGACUUUUCCAGGCUUUUCAAAGAGCAAGGACCGUUACGCGUAAGCGGCGCACAACCGUGGAGCGGCGAAUGAGGAUUUCCAUCGUGCACACUGCAUGCAGCCUCGGCGAGCCAGGGGGCUUCCCAACCAUCAGGAGGCGAAUAAAGAAAGGGGAGAACCGA
Molecule: messenger RNA, 1993 nt
Organism: Dermacentor albipictus
Lineage: Eukaryota; Metazoa; Arthropoda; Arachnida; Ixodida; Ixodidae
Source: RefSeq, a predicted model, not a curated record